UACAAUUCCCAGUAAGAGCUUGUGAUCUGUGUAGCAAUUAUAUUACGCUUGACCAUGUAUACAGUUUUUGAUGACGUAAUCAGCGUGUUGGUAUUUCCAGUUCCACCAACUAUACAAUAGCCACAUUCAUUUGAAUCCUAACCUCAAAAUUUUAAUUUUCAUUAAAUUUUGGACAUUUAUAUCUGUAAUAACGAAAAUGAAAACCGAAGACCUAAUGCAUUCCAAUGGUACAACAGCUUACGAAACAUAUAGCGUAAUUGUACCCUACGGCUUCCUUACAUUUAUCACAUCCUUACUAAACGUCAAAUACCCCAAUCGAAGUAUCUUGCAUCGUUUAAUUUUUGAAUUCAACUUAUUAAUCAUUACGGAAAUUCUAAUUAUGACAGUUCUAGCGGAUUACGCCACCGAAAUCGUUAUGUUAUUGAUUAUUCUGUGCAUACUUCUGCUGGGCAUGUUUCGUUGGAAAGACGGAAAUCCCCCGAAACCGGCUCGGCAUUUAAAUUAUAUCACCGCAGUUCGUUCGGCUAUAAACAUUUUGUCUGUAAUUGCAAUAUUGGCGGUGGACUUCACGAUAUUUCCCCGUCGGUUUGCGAAGACUAAAGAGUACGGUUAUAGCUUAAUGGAUGUUGGCGUCGGUUUGUUCGUGUUCUCCAAUGGAAUUGUCGCUCCGGAAAUACGGGGGAAAUCGAAUUCACUCUCAAAGACAGUAAGAGGUACAAUUCCGUUAAUUGUGCUCGGUAGUGCGCGCUUUCUUGCAACCACGCGGUUGGAUUACAACGUGCCCGUGUCGGAGUAUGGCGUGCACUGGAAUUUUUUUAUAACACUUGCCGUAGUGAAACUUUGCUCCGCAAUUAUUUUAAGUGUUGUAAGUGUCCGUAGAUCACUGUUUUUAGGUGCCAGUCUGCUUUUUGUGCACGAAAUUAUUUUACAAUUAGGUGUAGGGCAAUUUGUGCUAAGUACUGCUUCGCGAAGUACAUUUUUUAAUGCGAAUAGAGAAGGUAUUUCAUCGUCCUUGGGUUAUUUGGGUUUGUACUUUCUUAGUGUGAGCUUUGGCCAGUUUCUCCAUCUGUAUGUUUACAAUAAAUCACGAAAGCACAUAUUUAAAUUGUGUCUAAUCAGUGCAUUUUUGCUGUGGGCCACUGUGCUUCUUAAUAAGAAUUUUGGCAUCUCCAGACGUUUGGCUAAUUCCGGCUAUUGCCUAUGGAUACUAUUCAUCGGUAUCUCAAUGGUUACGAUUUUCUAUUUGGGAGAAAUAAUUCUGAAUUUCGUCUGUGGACGUGCUAACAGUCCGUUAGUAUUUGAAGCGGUCAAUUACAAUGGAUUAUCAUUUUUUUUACUGGCCAACUUGUUAACAGGAGCUGUGAAUAUUUUAUUCGACACCUUAUCAACGGAUGGUUUACGGAGUCUUUGUAUUAUUAUUGUUUAUAUGAUAAUUAACUGUGGUGUAUCUUAUGGUUUAUUUGCGAAAAGUAUUAAAAUAAAAUUGUAAAAAAAAUAAUAUCA
Messenger RNA from Photinus pyralis (common eastern firefly), 1503 nucleotides. RefSeq lists its product as uncharacterized. Gene Ontology annotation, molecular function: glucosaminyl-phosphatidylinositol O-acyltransferase activity. The record is from RefSeq and is a predicted model, not a curated record. The transcript is spliced from 2 exons. NCBI's taxonomy places the organism in Eukaryota, Metazoa, Arthropoda, Insecta, Coleoptera, Lampyridae. Gene Ontology annotation, biological process: GPI anchor biosynthetic process; protein localization to plasma membrane. Gene Ontology annotation, cellular component: membrane; endoplasmic reticulum. Bases 197 to 1489 code for a protein of 430 amino acids.